Messenger RNA from Manihot esculenta (cassava), 2685 nucleotides. Its product is annotated as MACPF domain-containing protein At4g24290. Bases 508 to 2319 code for a protein of 603 amino acids. The transcript is spliced from 8 exons. Gene Ontology annotation, cellular component: plasma membrane. The record is from RefSeq and is a predicted model, not a curated record. Gene Ontology annotation, biological process: plant-type hypersensitive response; regulation of salicylic acid mediated signaling pathway. NCBI's taxonomy places the organism in Eukaryota, Viridiplantae, Streptophyta, Magnoliopsida, Malpighiales, Euphorbiaceae.
AUGUCAAUAGAGAGCUCAUGCCUUUUCUGGUCAAACUAAAAUAUUACUUCUUUCUCUUUACUAAAAUUCUCUUUCUUCCUACACAAAUUUCGCUCUUCUUUGCCUGCGAGCUUAGGGUUUCUUCUUCUCCUUCUCCUUAACCUCUCUUCAUUUUCUCUAAAUUCUCUGCAGAAUCCACUGAGAAUGUUUAGCAAACUCUGAGAAAUCUUGCGGUUUGUAGAGGAAUUUUUUUGAUAAGAAAGGUGAUAGGCAGCUCUGUUUUUGCGUUAAUUUUAGUUUAUUUAGAGCUCGAUCUUCGUUCAGUAUCUGAAGAUUUGAAGAAACUGAUUGGAGCGAAGUUUUCUCUUCUCUGCAGGAGCAAUGUGUGGAAUUUGAUUCAAUUUGAGCUUGUAUGUGCAUGUAUUGGUUCCUUGUGGAAAAGCUUAGAUCUAUUUGUUUAAUUUGGUUUAGCUAGAGGCCCAGGCUUUUGGUUGUGCAUUUUGGUGAAGUGUCGUAAUGUGCUGAACAAUGGCACUUAGACUUCCAGCUCCAAAGGCAGCUGAGCUGGCAAUCGCGUCUAUAGGGUGUGGAUAUGAUAUAACAGCAGACAUAAGGUUGAAAUACUGUAAACGGGGUGCAAACAAUUCACAAUUAAUUGAGAUUGAUGAAGGUGGGGGCAGAGAGAUUGUUUUGCCUGGUGGGAUUGUAAUACCAAAUGUGUCCAAAUCAAUAAAGUGUGAUAAAGGGGAGCGCACAAGGUUUAGGUCCGAUGUUCUUUCAUUCCAGCAGAUGUCAGAGCAAUUCAACCAGGAAAUGUCAUUGACUGGAAAAAUUCCCUCUGGUCUGUUCAAUUCCAUGUUCGAAUUCACAGGUUGUUGGCAGAAAGAUGCAGCCAAUACUAAAAGCCUUGCUUUUGAUGGGGUAUCAAUUACUCUUUAUACUGUUGCAUUAGAGAAAUCUCAAGUUGUACUUUGUGAUCAUGUUAAGAAGUCUGUUCCAUCAUCAUGGGAACCUGCAGCAUUGGCAAAGUUUAUUGAAAUGUUUGGCACUCAUAUUAUUGUUGGUGUGAAGAUGGGCGGGAAGGAUGUCAUAUAUGUGAAACAGCAGCAUUCAUCAAUUCUUCAACCAGCUGAUCUACAGAAGAUACUAAAGGAGAUGGCUGAUAAAAGGUUUUUAGAUACCAGUGGACAGUAUAGCAUGGCUUCUGAACAAGUUUACCAGAAUAACAAGUUGGAAACUAGGGAGCAACGGCUGAGGUUUGCUGAUGCCAGUUCCUCAAGUUCUUACUCUCACAAGGAGGAUAUAGUGAGAAUCUACAAAAGGAGAGGUGGAAGUGAUACUAAAGUUUUAUCUCAUAGUGACUGGUUACAAACUGUUCAAUUUGAGCCAGAUGUAAUUUCAUUGUCCUUUAUUCCAAUUACCUCUCUAUUGAAUGGAGUCCCUGGGAGUGGGUUCUUGAGCCACGCCAUAAAUCUAUAUCUACGAUAUAAGCCCCCAAUUGAGGAGCUACACCAGUUUUUGGAAUUUCAGCUGCCAAGGCAAUGGGCACCAGUGUUCAGUGAACUCCCUCUUGGUCCACAACGGAAGCAGCAAAAUACAGCAUCUUUACAAUUUAGUCUCAUGGGGCCCAAGCUUUUUGUGAACACUUCUCCAGUUGAUGUUGGUAAGAGGCCAGUGACCGGCCUUCGGCUUUAUCUAGAAGGUAAAAGAAGCAACCGCUUGGCCAUACAUUUGCAGCAUCUUUCAUCUCUUCCAAAUAUCUUUCAGCUUGCGGAUGAUCCACAUGGUAAUUUCAGUCAGGAGUCCUAUGAUCAUAAAUACUAUGAGAAAGUUCAGUGGAAGAAUUUUUCACAUGUUUGUACUGCUCCUGUUGAGUCAUACGAGGAACUUUCUAUAGUUACUGGAGCCCAAUUACAAGUCGAGAAUUAUGGAUUUAAAAAUAUUCUCUUUUUACGACUGCGAUUCUCAACUGUGUUGGGAGCGGCGAGCGUAAAACAUCCGGAGUGGGAUGGAUCACCAGGAUUGGCGCCUAAAUCUGGUCUCAUCUCAACAUUAAUCAGCCAUCACUUCACAUCAGUUCAGAAGCCACCACCACGGCCUGCCGACGUGAAUAUAAACUCAGCUGUGUAUCCUGGGGGUCCCCCAGUGCCCGUUCAAGUCCCAAAGCUUCUGAAGUUUGUUGACACAACAGAGAUGACAAGAGGGCCCCAGGAAACUCCAGGCUAUUGGGUUGUAUCUGGGGCUAGAUUAGUUGUUGAGAAGGGGAGAAUUUCUCUCCGGGUUAGGUAUUCCUUGUUGACUAUGGUAUUACCUGAUGAAGAUUUAGAAGCAGAGCGUUAGCAAUUUUUUCGCCCUCCCCUCCCCUCCCCUCCCCUCCCCAUGCCCUUGAGCAAAAAGUAAAAUACAAAAGAAAUUUACAAAAAGGAAAAAGGAGGAAGAAGCUGCUUAAGUUAAUGGUGGUUGUUUUCAAGGUUUCAAAUGCAGGAAGGUGCUAAAUAGAAAGAAUGGUUGAAUGGGAAAAUGUAAGUGGGAAAUUGUUAGUCUUGUAAUAUUGUUCUCAUCAUUGAUAUUCCCUGUGAUGUAUUUUUGCUUGUGUAGAUUCCCCAUCUGAUAGUGUCGUAUUUCAAAUUUUUUACUUCUGCCUUGAGCAAUAGUGUUUAACAAGCCUGUUCCAUGCAAGUGUAUACAAAAUUUUGUCUGAUUGUA